AUGGUAGAAAAUCCUAUAGAAGUUAAUGAAGAACUUAUUGAAGAGUGGCCUAUUAAAGUUGCUAAAUUUGGCCAAAAGUUAACAGCGUCUGAAAUUCAUUAUUAUAUAGAAUUUCAAGAAUAUCCUAACACGUCAGAAACUGGUUUUGCAAGUGUGUACAAUGUGUCAGGAUGGGAUGAAGAAGAGGCACGAAAGGCGUUUUCAAUGACUAAUAUCCAAUACUCCUAUGGAGGUAGUGGUACAACCCGAACAGUAAAGAAUUGUGAUUUUUUUCCUGGAAUAAAAGUAUCUAAAGAAGAGAGAAAAUGUCUUAGUGUGAAAAUGUGUGAAUUUGCAUCUAAAAAAUUAGAAGUAGAUCACACAUCUGUGGAUUUUACUUCGUCUCUCUUUAAAAAUUUAUUUGACGCCAAUGAAAAAUUUCAGGAAAGAGCAACCCUUUGUAUAUUUGCCAAAGCGCACGAGUAUAAAUGUGGGUAUGUUGAUCAAAAAGGAAUACGGUGUAAUGGUACACCAACAUUAGGCGAAUUUACACAAGUGAUAGGCUCAACGUCAUCAAAAAAGAAGUUUAUUGGUUGCACUAAAUGGCAAUCUGGGGAAAAAAAUCACCGUUAUCUAACAAUUCCAAGCAAUAUUGAUUUAGAAUUAUUAGAAGAUAUGUUUAAUGGGCAUUCUUACCAUCCCAAUGGAAUUGAUUUUGAGAAGGAUGAAUUGGAUGUAGUAGAUGAAUGUUAUAUAGUACGGCCUAAUAGUACACGAUCAGAUGAAUGUCCAUUUUUACAUAAAGCUGGAAAUCGUAUUAUCAAAGGAAUUAUAAAUAAGAAGACUGACAGUUGUCCAGUUAAAUUUUACCAUAUAAUUCCAGAAAAUUUAAAAGAUUGUCCAUUCAUUGUAACUGUAUCGGUAGGUAAACAUAAUCAUCCACCUCCUCCACCUCGCAAAACACCAUACAAUGUGAAGAAUCAGCUUCAAAAAAUAAUUGAUAAUGAGCAUAUACUUGAUUUAACGGCAAGAAAGUUUUUAACAGGAUCUAUGAUUCAAAGUUAUUUGAAUGGAAGGGCAAUAAGUGAUUUGCACCCAUCGUUAAAUAAUCAAUCUAAGAUCAAUUAUUAUAUUGAGAAAACCAGACGCUCACAAUACCCAUUCGGCCAAAACAUUUUGGGAGUUGUACAUGAGUUUAUGAAACAUGAAAAAAGCAAUGAUCCAUAUAUAAGAUCAAUUCGUUUUCUUGAUAGUGGACAAUACAUUGUUUUAUGUGCUACCAAACAACAACUCAAAGCACUUUCUGAACUAACAUAUUUUGAAAUUGAUAUGGCAUUUAAAAGAAUUCAUGGUAUUACAAAUGAAUGGGAAGUAGCAGCAUAUCUACCUCACGUGCAAAAAACUUUAACAUUUGUGCGAAUAUUUACAAAUGUUGAAACAGCUAAUGCAUAUCAAAAUUUAUUUGAAGACCUAUUUAAUUGUAUUGAAAGGGAUACAGGAGAAACUUUUAGCUUUUAUCAUAUUCAUGGCAAAGGAUUGGGAUGUAUAAUUGCAGAUCAACACAAAGGACAAGCGUUAGGUUUAGGUCAAUAUUUAAGUUCAAAGUAUCCACAUCUAGCUCCAGUUGAACAUCUGCAAUAUAUUUAUAAACUCUGUCAGGUCCAUUAUAAACGAAACAUUGACAAAAACAGACAAUUAUCAAGAGAAAUUCGCAAUGCUAUGUAUUUAAUUCCCUCUUUAAAUACACAAGAAGAAGUCUUAGAAGUAUUAAAUAAAAUUGAGUCUUGUGAAGAACCAGGAACUGCAGCUUGGGUAAAUGAUAAGCGUACUCCAUGGGUUUUGUCAGGAGUUUCAUAUGCAUUUACUAAAAUGGAUAGUAAUAUUUGGCAUCAAACUCCAAAUAAUACAAACGUUGGAGAAAGUGCACAUGCAAAUGUAAAUCAUGAUGGUCGUAACCUUUCUCUCCUUGCUGGUAUUGCUAGAGGACGUGAUUUUGAUAAUAGACAGUGGGAAAGUAUAGAUAUUUAUAAAAAAUAUAAUGUUCCAGAUUCAUAUCGAAAUAAAUCUGAAUUAACUCGAUUAAUUCAAGCUGAACAAAGAGUAGAGAAAAGGCGUAAGGGUAAACAACCUUUAUUAUCUUCAAAUACAAGAAAGAAACAAAAAAGUAAUUUCAGGAAUAAAGAAAAUGUAAUUGAAAUUAUUGAUUCAGAUGAAAAUUUACGUCUUGAAGAACAAAGGAAAAUGAAAGAUCUGGAGCAAGACAUGCUAAUUAUUCAAAAACAGAAAAAUGAUGAACUUGAAAGAGAAAUCAUACUACUUGAGAAACGAAAAAAGAUUUUAGGUUUAUAA
Molecule: messenger RNA, 2328 nt
Organism: Rhizophagus irregularis DAOM 181602=DAOM 197198
Lineage: Eukaryota; Fungi; Glomeromycota; Glomeromycetes; Glomerales; Glomeraceae
Source: RefSeq, a predicted model, not a curated record